This is a messenger RNA of Rattus norvegicus (Norway rat), 1465 nucleotides long. RefSeq names its product developmental pluripotency associated 4 (gene Dppa4). Gene Ontology annotation, molecular function: chromatin binding. Gene Ontology annotation, cellular component: nucleus. Bases 70 to 954 code for a protein of 294 amino acids. The record is from RefSeq and is marked validated. The transcript has 7 exons. Lineage: Eukaryota; Metazoa; Chordata; Mammalia; Rodentia; Muridae.
GCCGAAGGAGGCCAUAGGUCAUUUGGAAGCUAGGAGAACUUUCUUUCGGAGGUCUCAUCUAAAUUCAAGAUGGAGCCGUCUGGAAGCAAGAAGGGGCGUGCAGAGGAGCCAAGGGAAGAAGUGGAAUGCCAGAUGUCUAGCCAACCGAGCACGUCUUCUGCAAAGACUAAAGCAACGGGGAAGAAACAAAGAAAGUCAGAGAAAGAUGACGGUUGUAAACCAGAGGAGAAAAGUGCACAAGAUCCUGAGACUCCAGGGCACGCUCGUAGGAAGGUACCUGUUCCUCCUUUUCCACAGCAUCUGCCCCCCGUGAACCUGAUUCACCGAGACGUUUUGCGGGCCUGGUGCCAGGAGAUGAAGCUGAGCAGCAAAGGCCAGAAAUUAGAUGCUUAUAAACGACUCCUUGCAAGGGCUUUCCCAGAUCAAAUGCCCGAGUUGAAGAAUGUUCCUGACUCAGCCAAAGAGGCCAGGUUGAAGAUGCCUCGGAAAAAAAUGAAGACGGAACCUGGGGAAGAGUCUCAGGUGACAGUUCCCCUGGAGAUCGUCACUGUACCAGAGGAGCAGAUACCUGCUCUCGUUGAUCCUCCUGUGCUCUAUGAGGAAGUCAGCACCACGGUGGUAACUACAUCUGCCUCAGAGGCAGUGUUGGCAUCUUGGGCCAGAAUAGCAGCCAAUGCUAAGAAGUUGGAGGCAGUGCCUUCCAAUGCAACAUCGGAGACCUAUGGGGAAAUGUGGUGUGUGGUGCAUGGGACAAGCCUUCCCGCAACCUCAAGUGGUUGGGUUCGACUACAGUUCCAUGCUGGACAAGCCUGGGUACCCGAUAAGAAAGGGAAAGCGAUUGCCCUCUUCCUGCUUCCGGCCUGCACAUUUCCGCCCCCACACCUGGAGGAUAACAUGCUGUGCCCCAAGUGUGUCCAUAAGAACAAGAUCUUAACUAAGAGCCUUGAAGGAUAAAGAACGGAUCUCUUAAGGUUGGACAGGCUACUGGCAUCACUCACUCUUGUGGCGUGAUCAGCAGAACUGCAGCUGACACUGAGACUGAUGGAAACCCACACCUUUGAAGGUGCCCAUCUCACCCAGGAGUGAUGGGAUAUUGUAAGUUAGUUGAUGCUUAAGUACAAGCAGUUUAGACAAAGCCACGGAGGCCACCAAAAGGUCCUCUGCUCAUUGUGAUGACUGAACACUGGGAGUGGCCUCUUUCUCUUGUGUGAAAGUAAAGUGUUCUAUGUUUGCUGCAGGUAAGUCCUAGGGCAGGACUAUGACAUGUCCAGAUGUAACAGUUGCUAGUCCUGUCACCAGCACAGUGGGGUCACAGCCAGUUCAGUGGUCAACUGUAAAGACUUAGCUUGUGCCUGUAGCCUCUGCGUGUCCCCUUCCCUGGUUUGUAGUGUGAUGUUAGUGCUCAGUAUUUGGGUUUGUUUUCUGCUGUUGUAAAAUAUUAUACCAAAUCUGGUUUGUGGCUUUU